Symbiodinium sp. CCMP2592 is the source of this 16464-nucleotide messenger RNA. Lineage: Eukaryota; Dinophyceae; Suessiales; Symbiodiniaceae. The record is from the annotation of a GenBank genome assembly.
AUGGAGCCGGCAGCUGAUCAAUCGCUCAACGAUUCUUCCUGUUUUCCCCCUGGGCCACCCUGUAAGGCGGCUAAAUUAGACGAUGCAUAUGCCUUUUGCGAAUCUUUGGCAAGCCACUUUUUGCGUUCUUCCGACUUCAGUGCAACUAACAUAGCGUCCAUUUUGGACGCAUUUCCUUCUGAGGACCACACUCGGGCUUGGCUGGAAGCCGACGGUGACUCAAAAGCCAUUACGGUAGGUGCGUGCAACCGAGGCGGGGUCACAGCAGUUCGCAGCAACACGCGCCGCAUGCCGGCGGUGGCAAAGUAUCUUGCAGCAAGUGUCAAGUUGGUUGCACCGCAAUGCGAGUUCACCUCCGUAUCCGUGCACCGGAACUUGCAAGCCCCAAUGCAUCAGGACUCCUUCAACAGCAGCGUGCCUAACGUCGUUGUACCACUGUCCUCCUUCUCUGGAGGACACAUCUUCGUCGUGCAUCCUGAGGGCCCAGACCAAACAACCUACGAGGAUGUGCCGUGGACAGGCUUCAAACUCGAUUGCGCUUCUCAUGCUUGGGCUUUUGAUGCUAAGCACUGCAAACACUUUACUUUGCCGUGGAAAGGCUCCAGAUCCCUUCUGGUUGCCUUUACCGUGGGUCACCUCUCGGGUUUAGCUCCCGGUGACAGGGAUUUCUUGACCUCCCUAGGGGUUAAGGUUCCCCGCCAGGAUGUCCAACAAGGCCCCACCAUGAAGCCGUACCCGUUGCAAGGCUACGAUGUGCGGUGUCCACAAGUGUCCACCGAUUCGGCGCCACUGGCUCAGCCGAGUCCGGCCUUCCCUUCUGCUGAAUUGCCCGCCGACGGGCCUUUGGUGAUCGAGCUCUGCGCCGGGUCCGCCAUCCUCAGUCAGACGGCCGCAAGCCGCGGCUUUGCAAUCAUGCCCGUGGUUCAUGCGCAUAAUCGCCACGCUCCCAAGUGUAAGAUCGUGAAUCUCGACUUGACAAAAAGCCACUCCUGGGAGGUCCUCAAAUUUGUCAUCAAAUCCAGGCGGGUGGUGAUGGUGUUUGCGGCUCUGCCUUGCGGCGCCUGCAGUGCUGCUCGCAACUACCGCCCGGGACCCCCAGUGCUCCGCACCACUUCACAUCCGUGGGGUGUCCCGUGGGCCUCCACCAGAGAUUGUGUCAAGCUUAAAGCUGCCAAUGCCAUAUACAAGCACCUUUGUGCUUUUCUUGAAAUGUGCGAUCAGCACUCCGUGCCUUGGUGCGUGGAGAACCCUACCAACAGCAUGUUCUGGGAACUGCCAUGUCUUGCGUACCCUUUGGCUCAUGGUUUCUUCGCACAUUGUCAGGCAUGCGCUUUCGGCAGCGAACGCGACAAGAAAACCUCCUUCUUGUGCAGCAGCUCGUGUAUCUCUCGCAUGGCUCUCUUGUGCCCAAGCUGCAAACAACAUGCAUCGUGGGGCCAGACCUCUUCUGUCACCUUCGCCACGGCGGAGGAAGCAGCCUACCCACCGGCCAUGUGUCAGGCCUUGUGUGACGUCUUUGAGUCUGAGGCUGCGCGCCUCAACUACGCGUUGGGCUCGGCUCAUCCAGUCCUGGCCCGAGCCCACAAGCAGCCUCGCGGGCGCCUGCACCCGCAGCUCCUGUCGGAGCAUAGUGCAAUUCUUUCCCGCCUCCUGCCCCGGACUCCUUCGUUGGCGGAGCUGGCGCCAGUCGAGCAUGCCCACCGUGCCAAGAUGCAGCCUUCCGUGAGGGAAAUCCUCGCCAACAAGCGUACGGCUCUCCUGGAGGAGAUGGCUGCCGAAAUAGAUUGGCCGGACAAGGGUCUCUUUUCAGAAAUGCGCCAGGGCUUCCGACUCGUUGGCUGCCUGAGCCCUUCUGGUGUGUUCAGGGAAGGAGGGUACCUCGCCUCCAUCAGCGAAUCGGAGCUGAUCGAAAAUGCUGAUAGCAUCAAAGCUUCUCUCUUGUCACGUGUGUCAUCUGAUCCUCUUGACGAGAACGCUGACGAGCUGUACGAUGUGACUCUUCAAGAGUCAACCCAGAAAAAGUGGCUAGACGGGCCUAUGUCUCCCGAAGACAUUGGAAAGCGAUUUGGGGCAUGGAUCCCAGUGCGCCGCUUCUGUGUUGUGCAAAAAGGACGCUUGAGACCGAUCGACGACUUCAAGGAGAAUCUUGUAAACCAAGCCUGCUCUACAAGCGAGCGGAUCGUGCUUCAGGCGAUGGACCAUCUUUUAUGGUCUCUUUCUGUGUUGUGCCAUUUCUACCGGAAGCGAAGAGCCGUCGAUUUCACUUUGUCUUCUGGAGAGAGGUUGACGGGACACGUCCACCCUGACUGGCAGAAAUCGGGGGCGAGCAUGCAAGUCGCCACCUUGGACUUGAAAUCGGCAUACAAACAGCUACCUUUAAAUCCAUGUGACUUCGACAAAAGCGUGGUGACCUUGAAGGAUCCGAAGACAGGAUCCAUCUCGUGCUUUGUCAUGCGCACACUCCCCUUCGGAGCGCUUGCAUCAGUAUACCACUUUCUGCGCGUCAGCUUGCUGUUGCAUGCCCUCGGGUGCCACCUAGGAGCAUGCUGGUCCGCAUACUUCGACGAUUUCCCCAUGGCAACGCAUUCGCUUGUGGCCACGUCAACUUCGGCUCUAGUUAAGGGGUUCCUUAAGUUAGCGGGGUUCGACUUUGCAGAAGAGAAGUGCACGCCUUUUUCUUCUGAUGCCGAAGUCUUGGGAGUUACUCUGGAUGUAUCCCAGAGCACGGAGGGCCUCAUCAACAUCCGAAACAAGCCUUCCCGGUGCGAGGAGCUGAAUGCUGUGAUUGAGGAGGUUCUCAGGGAUAAGUCCAUAGUCCCCUGCCGGUUGCCGUCCUUCAUAGGCAAACGUGAUCUAAGGACUUUAGGGUUCACUUCCAGGAUGCCGGUCUCCCUCGAUGCCAGCGGGAUCGAUGCGCUCAAAAUCCUUCAGCAGAGGUUGAUGCAUGGAAAGCCUCGCGUCAUCCGUGCCGGAUGGAAAGAGAAGCCGAUACUGCUCUUCACUGACGGAGCCCUGGAGGACGACAACCAGGAUCACGGACCGGCCACGGUGGGUGCGGUCAUGUUUAAACCGGAUGAGCCCAAUGUUUACGCUUUCGGGUGCGAGUUGCCAGCAACCAUGGCGCUGUUUGAGCAAUCGGAGCUCGCGGCCUUCCUGCAGGCGCAGGGGGUGCACGAAGUAGUCUGCAACGGCCUCGCCCUCAAGGGGCUCGAGACAAUUGAGGACCUGGCAUUUGCCUACCCAGACCUUAAUAGCUUUGACACUUUUUUGCAGAGCCUUUCUGAGUCGGACCUCAGCGAUAUGGGGGUCUCGGAUGCACUACACUCUGUCCAGGCAGCACGAGCCAGGAAAGCCUUGCGCUCAGCGCACAAAGCACAGGAGGGUGGCAAGGGCAAGGGCCGCGGCAAAGGCCUUCAGAAGCCAGAUAGCCCAUCCAAGUCUGACUCGUGGCCUUCUAACUGGGUGUUGAAGGCCAAGGGCAAAGUGCUCUGCAAGCGUUACCAGAGGAAUCUCUGCCUCCUGCACCCUUGGUUCCCCUCCCAAGCCCACCGCCUCAGCUUGCUGCCUGCCGGUGUCAGUUCGGCGAUACAGCAGGCUCCGCAAGAUGCUUUGCCCUCGGCCACUCAAGCCUUUGCUCGGCAGCGGGCUCGUUUUGCUGCGCUGAUUCGGUCGGAUGAUUCUGUGCGCUUUGAGGCUUUACGUAAGAUUAAGACCCUGGCUUUACUUGAUCCUGCUGCAUCGGAGCUGGGGCGGCUUCUCAUCGGCGAGGCCGCUAUCUUGUCUGACCCUGAGAGACUUCAGAAGUCCUUUGCUGACACGUUCGCUACAAAGAGCACUGCAACAUUGGCCAAACGAGCUUCCUCUUUCUGGAAGUUUGCCGAGUUUUGCUUGAUGUUCGAUUUUGGCUCGCCCUUUCGAGCGAGCGAGGCGGCUGUCUAUGCAUAUAUCCAGGACUUGCAGGCCCACGGAGCUCCUACAUCGGCCAAGGCCUUUCUUGAAAGCUGGAAUUUUCUGUCAGCGCUGCUGGGUUUCGCAAAACUUGCAGGCCAAUCUCCUUUGUCAGGCCGUGUGCGAGGAGCUGCUGCAGCGUUGGCGGCCACUAAGAAGCCGCUGGUCCAGGCCUCACCAUUGUCAGUUCCAAUGAUUCGGGCUCUGGAAAGGAUUGUGGUGAAGCCUCCGUAUCCUCAUUGGCGUGUGAUUGCUGGGCACAUUCUUUUCUGUGUGGGAAGCUGUUCUCGCUUUUCGGAUACAAUCCACCUCAAAUCUUUGGAGCUUCAGAGUGCGGGAACCGUGCAUCUUUUGGAAGCAUCGUCUGCAUCUUACAAGACUGGUACUGGCGAACGGAAGACCAUACUUCUGCCGCUGCUCUGCCUGGGAUCUUUCGUGUACCCCACGAUUUGGGCGCCGCUGUGGAUGGAAGCCCGAGCUGAUGCUGGCCUCGGCCUCAAUCCGUCACUGCCUGCAUUCAGCGAAGCCUCGCAGUCUUGGUUGGAGCGUCGCAUGUCUACUGGUGAGCUUACCAUGUACCUGCGUGAGUUCCUCGUAGCCAGUCAUAUCGACAUUCCUUCGGAGUCCCGCAUCAGCAGUCACAGCAUGAAGGCCACUUUUCUUAGCUGGCUAGCCAAAUUCGGAGGCGUUUCUUUGGAGGACCGCCGCAUUGCAGGGCACCACUUGGACCCUGAUUCCCGGUCCCCUCUGACCUACAGCCGUGACGAGCUGUGCCGCUUGAUGAAGAUUUUCGAGGAUAUCCUGAAAGCCAUCCGUUCCGGCCACUUUAAGCCUGAUGACAGUCGCGUGAUGCGUUUAGCUGUCAUGGUUCAGGCUGAGUCAGGCCCUCAGCUGCAGGAGAAACUCCUCGAGCAGGACCCAUAUGUCUCCGAUUCCGAAGCUGGUGAUUCCGACAUCAGCCCAGAGGAUCUGGAGGCCCGAGCCGGUGGAGUCCCCCUGGACGAAGGCUUGAACGCGGCCUUUAAGGCCAGGGCAAUCGAGCUCAAUUUCCCCGAGGAGACCCUGACCAAACUCGCAGCCAUCAAUGUGGACACGUUCGGAGCCCUAGCCUUUAUCGGGCCCCUUCAAGCUGGCACGACCGAUGAGGGUCCACUCAUCAGCAUGCUGAAACGUGCUUUGGGUUCAGCGCCUGACGACGGGCUUAUGAGCAUCGCCCGCCGCCUGUGGUUCGAAAGCACCACUCAGGCUCUUGCUGAAAUGCGUGGCAAGGUCGAGCGCACCGAUGCUUCUGAACCUGUUCGGAUGCCUUUGGCCGAGCGCACACAACGCCUUGCUGCCCUUCAGAAGAGACUUGUGGGUAUUCACUGGACCUUCGACAUUGAGCCUUCCCAUAAGCUACAAGACUUGGUUGCUCAGAUGGUGUCUGAUCAGUCCUUGCUUUGGAUUCCGUGGGAUCGCCUCACAAGCCGAGCUUUGGAAAUUACGUCUGACAAGACCGAUCAGGCGGUCAGCUUCGACAGUGCCGGGAACCUCAAGCUCGUGAAACGGUCGGCCGAGCCUUCUUGCAGUACCAUCGGCGAAUACGCCGUUAAGCUGGCACUUCAGAGGAGGAGUUUGGCCUUCGAGCUGGCCAGAGUCUGCCGUUACGAGUACCUCGAGUCCUGGCACGACCAGAUGCUGCAAGUGCAUAUGCGCUCCCAGCCUUCAGGCCAUCAACGAGUUUCAAUUGCUCAACUUCGUGAAGCCGACAAGUUUCUGUGGACAAGGAUCGCCGAGGAUACGCGUGGCUCACUGUCCAUGCGCUCAGACGGCUCGUACCCCUUUGAGGCCUCGCUUGCAAAGUGGAAGGAUCACACGCAAGUUCAGUGCUACCUACUUCCGCUGAUGCGCUCACCGCCUCCACCGCCGAAUCCACACACGCCCAACAUCCCACCCAACAAGGACGGGAAAGGGGGCGGCAAGGACAAAAAUCAGAAAGCUCUGAAGAUUCGCAAGGACACUCCCGGAGCGGAGAAACCCAGCGACUCCGGAGCCAAGAAGUGGAGCGUACCGCAGGGUGCUUGGAACCGCAUCCGGCUUCCGAGUGCCCGGAGUUUCAGUGACCAGCGCCUUGCGGCCGAGGAGUUGGCCGACCAGCUCCUUGCUCGGCCCACUGAACCGGUUCCGGAGGGCGCUCUGUUAGUUUGGGGGCUUUUGCUUUUUCAGGAUUUCACUUGCACAACCAUUGCCGUUUUCACAAACCUUCAAACACAGCUGCACCAAGAUACUGCCAACGAUUCGCGGAGCUGCAACCUUCUUUAUCCGCUCUCCAAAUUUUCUGAAGGAGACGUCUGGAUCGAGUCCGAUCAGGGAAAGGUUCCUUUCGAACACCGGGGCGAGGUUCUCUGGGGAGACUCCCUGCCGGUGUCCCAGGGGCUUUGCUAUCUUGAUGCGCCGAACUGCCGACAUGCCACUUUGGCUUGGAAGGGCGAGCGCAGUAUUCUAGUGGGAUACACAGCCCAAGGAGCCGAUUGCAUGCCUCAGGAGACGCGCGCAUUCCUUGAGAACUUGGAGUUUCCCCUGCCCCCCGAGGGCCCCAGGCCCAUCCCUAAGACUAGCCCCGAGCCCGUUAAGCCCUCCCUUGCUGUCGCUCACUCCUGUAAGCCUCUCUUCGUCGAGAUCUUCGCAGGCUGCGCGCGGCUUUCAAAGCAUUGCGAGGCUUUGGGGUUUGAAGUUUUAGCGGUUGACUCCCCUUGGAACCGUCAUGCACCUGAACACCCUCUUCUUGUGCUGGACCUUACGGAAACCAUGUGCCAAAAGCAGCUCCUGGACAGGCUGCUGCUGCACCCCCCAUUCGCCAUUCACAUUGCCUUGCCCUGUGGUACGGGUAGCCGAGCCCGAGAACGGCCCAUAAGCAAGAAGGCGAAAAUGGCAGGUGCCCCGGAGCCUGCCCCACUGAGGGACAACGAUCACAUUUUGGGCUUACCGAACCUGUCGGACACCGACAAGGCCCGGGUUCGCAAGGCCAAUGAUUUGUGUCGCUUCGUUGUCGAGUUGAUUCGUGCCUUACCUUCUUCCACCUUUGUGAGCAUCGAGAAUCCCAAUAAUUCCUGGAUUUGGGGAGUGCUAGCUUUCUUCGUGCAAGAAUCUCGAGACCCUGCCCUACUCGAGAAAUGGCGUCGCAUGGUCGAUGUGCGCUUUCAUAAUUGCAUGAAGGGAGGUCGACGACCAAAGCACAGUCGCUUUCGUUGCAGUGAUUCUCGCUUGUCUAGCAUGGCCGUGGAGUGCGACAAUCAACAUAGGCACGAUCCCUACCUGGUCUAUCAGACCGGCCGACAGUGGAGGUUCAGUACCGCUGAAGAGGCGGAAUAUCCGCCUCAACUUUGCCAGGAGGUGUCGCAACUGCUGGCCGCGACAGCGGGUUUGCCAUCCUGCUUAGAACCGCCAGCAGGUCCACGCGCCGUCUGGCCCCAACCCCGUGGGAGCCACAAGGCUCCCCUAGAUAGGCCCUUUAAGGAGUUUACCUCGGGUUUAGGGGGUGGUUCCGGGAGGUUCGGGGUGUACAGAACGCCUACCGAGUUCAUCGAUUGUGCCCUAAAGCUCAGCCAUCCCUUUGACACACAGCACUGCGUCCCAGAUGCCGUCAAAAGGAACAUCUUCCGACGGCUGACCGAAGGACCAUCUGCUUUUGCUGAAGAGAGGCUCAGACUUUACAACAGGCUCAACCAGAUGGAGAAAGAACUUCGCUACGAGGAGGCGCGACUGCAUUCAACCCUGCCUGACCACACUCGCGAAGUCAUCAAGGGAAAGAACCUUCUGCUAUGGGCACAAUUGCUGAAGGAGACCAAAUUUCCUGAUGAAGGAGUCUUCGACUUGAUGAUGGGCGUCGAUUUGGUGGGCAAGCCAGACAAAUCACCCUUGUUUGAAACCAAGGAAUCGCCGGCUACAUCCACACCUGAGCUUCUCCUUGAAUCAGCUCGCUGGCGCAGAGAGAGGCUCAAGGGCCGUGAUCCGCACGAGAAAGAUCCGGAGGCGACCUGGCAACUCUGGGAUUGCACUCUAAAGGACCGGGACGACGGCUUUCUCACAGGGCCGUUCUACGAUGAGGACGAAGUGAAAAAGCACCUUGGAGUGGAGGAGUUCGUCUGUUCGAGAAGGUUCGUCAUCGAGCAGGGCACGCCGGAGAGGCCCAAACUUCGACCGAUCGACAACUACAAGGAGGGCGGGGUCAACGAAGCUUACCAUAGCCUCGAAAAGCUCGCCUUGUUCGAUGUCAACUGGAUGACGGCGAUGGCAACUUACAUCGCGCGGGUCUCGGAUGGAACCGGUGCUUUGGAAAUUGUUCUCAGCACGGGAGAAAUUCUACGCGGAGAGCUGCACUCUUCUUGGAAAGCUAAGAAGCCCGUCUGGCAGGGGCGAACGCUGGAUUUGGAAAAGGCGUAUCGUCAAGUUCCACUUUCAACGGAGUCGCUGCGACUGGGGGUCGUCAUGGUCACGGACCCUAACAGCAGCAAGCCUUGCUACUUCGUGGCCCAGAGUCUACCCUUCGGUGCAUCAUCGUCUGUGUUUGCUUUCAACAGGCUGUCAAGAUCGAUCUUGCAUCUGAGCUGGAACUUGAUUGGCAUGAUCUCAGGAUGCUUCUACGACGACUUCCCGCUUCUUGAAAUCCAAUCUUCCGCGAAGCUUGUUUCUGAAUCGUUCGAACACCUGCUGAGGAAGAUCGGGUGGAGGUAUUCCAACGACCCAGCCAAAACCUCGCCUUUCAAUGAGAGCUUCGACCUACUUGGAAUCCGUCUUAAUGCAGGCGACAUCUCCAAUGGCGUCGUGGUGCUCCAAAACAAGGCAUCAAGGCUGGAGAAGAUGAAAGAUACUUUCAUCCGCAUGGCGUUGAAUGGUGAAUGGGAUCUGCGGCAGAUUCAGUCGCUGCAAGGGCAAGUGAACUUCGCUUUGGGCUUUGCUUCAGGAAGGGCAAUGAAGAUGCUGCAGCGUGCACUUGGAAGCUUCAUCAGGAAUCCUGAAGAUCGCAGUGCGAGUGACUUUCGGACACUUUGCGAGUUCGGGAUCCGCUUGAUUGACGAGUGCAAACCAAGAGUCUUCGCCUGCCGGGGACCGGAACAACCGGUGUUGAUCUUCACUGAUGCAGCUUACGAAAAAGGUGUCGCCACAUUCGGCGUGGUGGUCCUGGAUCCCUUCACUUCUUCUAAGCUGGUAGCCGGAGGUCGCAUACCGAAGACUCUGGUGGAAUUCUGGAAGCUUGACAGCCCCGAACAGGUGAUUGCUCAGGCUGAAGCUUUCGCCGUGGUCCUCGCAAGAGAAACUUUCAGAAACUUCAUACAUGGCAGGCGAACCAUUUACUUCAUCGACAACGAGGGAGCGAGAGAAGUCUUGAUCAAAGAGGCGAGCAAGUCACGUACGCUUCUGCUUUUGGGAGCACGCUUCUUCGAGAUGGAAAACUUGGAUCAAAGCUUGACGUGGCUAGAGAGGGUUCCAUCUGCUAGCAAUGUAGCAGAUGGGCCGAGUCGUGGAGAGAUUGCAGAGACGGCGAAAAUCAUUGGUGGCACGAUCGUUGAUCUGCAGGAGAAGGCAGAAGAACUUGGUGAUGAAUCUGCCCCGUUCGACAGUCGGGCAGUGGCCUUUCAUGCCGACAGGGCUCUUGCCCCCAGCGCCGGGUCCAGGGCCGAUGGCCGCUUCUUCCAGCUCCGGUCUAAGGCCCUGGAUGCUAAUAGGAAGUGUGCCUUGGAGACGUGGGUUACGCUUGUUUCCUUGGAUUUUAACGCCUGGGGUGUAGCCAAGCAAGCCAUGGGGCCUUUCGAUCCCAAAUUUGCCACAGGAGGCUUGGUGGAAAGUGUGCAGGACUGUCUUGCAGACAAAGCCACAGCUACCUUGCACCAACGCGUGGGACCCAUCUUCAGAUACGUGCACUUCUGGAAGCUUCAGUUCGUAGUGUGCCUGCCUGUGAGAGAGCACCAGCUCUACGAUUACUUCAAGGCAAAUCCGAAUGCGGCCCCGACUUCGUUCAGGUCGCUGCUUAUCGCUUUCAGCUUCGCCAAACAUCUGCUAGGCUUGAUCGUGCUGGACGAAGCCCUGAGCAGCGGGCCUGCUCUAACCGUGGAGCAAGUCAAGCGACUCGAAGCUCUCGUGCUCAGCCUCAUGGCGCGGCCAAUGGACCGUUUUGCGAUUGAUUCAGCUUUGAUUGAUGGCGUGGAAUCAGGGAAGAUCCGCUCUCUUCCCAUCGCUGUUCCGUUGAAAUGUGUAGGAGGCGGGUGGACAAGACUUCCGCUUAAGGUCUCAAGUGGAGGCGCCUGGCUGAGAAGUUUGAUUCCUGGCGCGAGUGCAGCAUCUGGCGACGUCCAGAUCGCGACCCACUCUUGUAAGAGUACACCGCUCUCCUGGAUGGCGAAAAGAGGCGUGCCGGCCGGCCCUCGUCGCACUCUGGGUUACCACGUGCCGCGUAAGGACAAGUCGUUAAUCAUUUAUGCCAGGGAUUCACUAGCGGCUCCAUUGCGUGAGCUGGACCAGGUAAUCGACGAGAUUGCCGCCGGUAGAUUCAAGCCGGAUCUCACUCGAAGUGGGAUGAUAGCCAAUCUUGCAGAUCCACAGCUUCCACCUGAGAAUGAGGAGGAGGCUGACGCCAUAUCAUCGAGCUCUAGCGAGGCGUCCGAUGAUGAGGAAGAGGCCCCCGUGAGUGACGAGGAGCAGGCCCUGGAGCAGAUCGCCGGUCAGUGGGGCCCAGAGCCCGGCGACGGGCCUUGGGCUCGUCACAAACAGACUAGGUUCUUGCACAAGGUGAGAGAUGAGGCGCGAGCCAAGGAUAUUGGAGUUUCUGAUGAGAGCUUCGCGAAGCUUGAGGCGGAGGGACUGACAACGAUGGCAACUUUCGCCUUCUGCUGUCAUUUCAACCCGUCGGCGACAGACGAGAAACCUCUCACCGACCUGGUGACCAAGGUUCUCGGUGCUGCGCCUUCCCUUAAGGAGAUGAGUUGCUUUCGGCGUCUGUUCGCCGAGGCAUACGCAACUGUUGCAUCCGACAUCCGAUCGCAGGUGGAAGCAACAGAAGACUCAUCGAUCAAGAAACUAGCUCCAGCAGACAGGGCCGAACGUUUGCGGGAGCAGCAAUCCAGACUUAAAGGUCUUGACUUGAGGGGCAAUAUGGAGCCAGGCGACUCCUUGAUUGAUCGGGCUGUGGCGAUCUACGAAUCUGACAGACUCCAGUAUGUGGAGUGGCAGCAUUCUGUUAGCAGACAGCAUGAGCUUCUUACAGGGCUCAAGAAGGAUGCUUCGCUUACCUUGGAUUCUGCAGGCGGCCUAAAGAUUGCCAGCAAGCCCAACGUGACUCCUUGUGAUGUGUCCACUGAUAUGAUGGUUCGCUACGCCUUAGUGCGAAGGGGCCUAGCCUUUGAACAGGCGAACAUCUUGGCGUACCAUUUGCACGAUGAGUUGCUUGAAAAGUACAUGUCUUUCAGGCUUAUGGACCCUCCUCCGAAUCAUGCGCGGGUGAGCUUGAAACAGAUUGAGCAAGCUGAUCGUCAAUUCACCAUGUUGCUCGCGGAACACACCCGCGGCGGCAUCAAGGUGAAGGCAGGAGGAUCACGGCCAUGUGACGGUGCUUUCCGCAAAGUGUUUGAGAGCACUGAUCAGACGAGCGCGCAUGACCCACCAUCGCCAGUGGCGCACGGUGGGCUAGAUGUCACACAGAGCUAUGGCUCAACUGUCGGUAUGGAACCAGCAGCUGAACAGUCGCUCAACGACUCUACUUGUUUUCCCCCGGAGCCGCCCCGUAAGGCGGCUAAAUUAGAUGAUGCAUUUGCGUUUUGCGAGUCUUUGGCAAGUCACUUUUUACAAUCUUCAGACUUCAGUGCAAACAACAUAGCGGCCAUCUUGGACGCUUUUCCUUCCGAGGACCAUACUCGGACCUGGCUGGAAUCCGAUGGCGACUCUAAGGCCAUCACUGUCGGUGCAUGCAACCGAGGAGGAGUCACCGCUAUUCGCAGCAACACGCGACGCAUGCCAGCAGUGGCAAAGUAUUUUGCCGCGUGUCUCAGACUCGUCGCACCCCAAUGCGAGUUCACGUCUGUGUCUGUGCAUCGGAACUUGCAAGCUCCAAUGCAUCAAGAUUCCUUCAAUAGCAGCGUGCCUAAUGUAGUUGUGCCAUUGUCCUUCUUCUCAGGUGGACACAUCUUCGUCGUGCAUCCUGAGGGUCCAGAUCAAACCUUCUACGAAGAUGCAUCAUGGACAGGCUUCAAACUUGAUUGCGCUACUCAUGCUUGGGCUUUUGAUGCUAAGCAUUGCAAACACUUCACCUUGCCGUGGCAGGGCUCCAGAUCUCUUCUGGUUGCGUUUACCGUGGGCCAUCUCUCCGGUUUAGCUUCCGAUGAUAGGGAAUUCUUGACCUCCCUAGGGUUUAAGAUCCCCAGCCGUGAUGUCCAGCAGGGCCCCACCAUGAAGCCGUACCCUUUGCAAGGCUACGAUUUGCGGUGUCCUCAGGUAUCCACUGAUUCGGCGCCGUUGACUCAACCGAGUCCGGCCUUCCCCUCCGCUGAAUUGCCUGCGGACGGGCCUCUAGUGAUCGAGCUGUGCGCCGGGUCCGCCAUCCUCAGUCAGACAGCCGCCAGCCGCGGCUUUGCAAUCAUGCCCGUGGAUCAUGCUCACAACCGCCACACACCUAAGUGCAAGAUGGUCAAUCUGGACUUGACCCAGAGCCAUUCCUGGGAGGUCCUCAAGUUUGUCAUCAAAUCCCGUCGUGUUGCCAUGGUGUUUGCGGCUCCGCCUUGCGGCACUUGCAGUGCUGCUCGUCACUUUCGCCCGGGCCCCCCAGUGCUCCGCACCACUUCACAUCCGUGGGGUGUCCCGUGGGCCUCCACCAGAGAUUGUGUCAAGCUCAAGGCUGCCAAUGCCAUAUACAAGCAACUAUGCGCUUUUCUUGAAUUGUGCGAUCAGCACUCUGUGCCUUGGUGCGUCGAAAAUCCCACUAACAGCACCUUCUGGGAGUUGCCAUGUCUUGCGUACCCUUUGGCUCAUGGUUUCUUCGCGCAUUGCCAGGCUUGCGCUUUCGGCAGCGAACGAGAUAAGAAAACAUCUUUCUUGUGCAGCAGCUCGGGCAUCUCUCGCAUGGCUCUGAUGUGCCCAGGCUGUAAACAACAUGCAACGUGGGGCCUUACUUCUGAUGACACCUUCGCCACAGCGGAGGAAGCAGCCUAUCCUCCGGCCAUGUGCCAGGCCUUGUGUGAUGUCUUUGAGUCGGAGGCUGCCAGGCUCAACUACGUGUUGGGCUCGGCUCAGCCACUUUUGGCCCGAGCCCAUAAGCAACCGCGAGGACGCCUACACCCACAGCUCUUGUCAGAGCACGCUGCAGUUCUAUCCCGCCUCCUGCCCCGGGCCCCGCCUCUUAAUCACAAGCGAUGUCUUACGCAGGAUGUGCACGGUGUCCCCGCAGGGAGAAAGCUCUUGCGUUCCGAAAAUAGGCGGAAUAAGGGUCUCUUCUGUGUUUUCGGGGUCUUUAGGAGCCCAGAGUCUUUCGUCAGAGAGGCCAAGCUGCUAUAUCAUCCUUUUGACUCUCUUGCGCAGUUGCCGGACUACUUGAUCAAAUCCCUGUUUGAGCAGCUGACAAAAUCCCCUGCAGAGAUCUGCAAGUUGAGACUUCUUCGUCUGCAAAAGUGGAGGGCCAGAGCGACUGAGCUGGCGCCAGUCGAGCACGCUCACCGUGCCAAGAUGCAACCGUCCGUGAAGGAGAUCCUCGCCAACAAGCGGACGGCGCUACUGGAGGAGAUGGCGGCCGAAAUAGACUGGCCCGACAAGGGUCUCUUCUCUGAGAUGCGCCAAGGCUUUCGCUUGGUUGGGUGCCUGAGCCCUUCUGGUGUGUUCAGGGAAGGAGGGUACCUCGCCUCCAUCAGCGAAUCCGAGUUGAUGGAAAAUGCAGACAGCAUCAGAGCUUCUCUCCUGGCACGUGUGUCAUCCGAUCCUCUUGACGAGAACGCCGAGGAGCUGUACGAUGUAACUCUUCAGGAGGCUACCCAGAAAAAGUGGUUGGACGGGCCGAUGACCCCAGGAGACAUUGGAAAGAGAUUCGAGGCGUGGAUCCCGGUGCGCCGCUUCUGUGUUGUGCAAAAAGGACGCUUGAGACCGAUUGACGACUUCAAGGAGAAUCUUGUAAACCAAGCCUGCUCUACGAGCGAGCGAAUCGUGCUUCAGGCGAUGGACCAUCUUUUAUGGUCUCUUUCCGUGUUGUGCCACUUCUACCGGAAGCGAGGAGCAGUCGACUUUACCUUAUCCUCCGGAGAGAGACUGACAGGUCUCGUCCAUCCUGAUUGGCAGAAGCCGGGGGCGAGCAUGCAAGUCGCCACCUUGGACUUGAAAUCAGCAUACAAACAACUACCGUUGAACCCUUGCGACUUCGACAAAAGUGUGGUGACCUUGAAGGAUCCCAAGACAGGAUCCAUCUCGUGCUUUGUCAUGCGCACGCUUCCAUUCGGAGCGUUGGCCUCGGUGUACCACUUUCUGCGGGUCAGUUUGCUGUUGCAUGCCCUAGGGUGCCACUUGGGAGCGUGCUGGUCAGCAUACUUCGACGACUUCCCUAUGGCGACUCACUCGCUGGUGGCCACGUCAACUUCGGCUUUAGUUAAGGGUUUCCUUAAGCUAGCGGGGUUUGACUUUGCAGAGGAGAAAUGCACCCCCUUCUCUUCGGAUGUCGAAGUCUUGGGAGUUACUCUGGAUGUGUCCCAGAGCUCGGAGGGCCUAAUCAACAUCAGGAACAAGCCGUCGCGGUGUGAGGAGCUUAAUGCAGUGAUCGAGGAAGUGCUCAGGGACAAGGCCUUAGUCCCUUGCCGACUGCCGUCCUUCAUUGGCAAGCUCCAGUUCGCCGACGGCCAAAUAUGGGGCCGAGCAGGGCGCAUGGCCAUGCACGACCUUAGGUCUUUAGGGUUUACUUCCAGGAUUCCGGUCUCCCUUGAUGCCAGCGGGAUCGAAGCGCUUAAGAUUCUUCAGCAAAGAUUGACGCAUGGAAAGCCUCGUGUCAUCCGGGCUGGGUGGAAAGAAAAGCCGAUUCUGCUGUUCACAGACGGAGCACUGGAGGAUGAUAACCUUGAUCACGGACCGGCUACUGUGGGGGCGGUCAUGUUUAAACCGAAUGAGCCCAACGCUUACGCUUUCGGAUGCGAGGUGCCGGCAAACGUACUGUCUCAUUGGAGAUCCGAUGGCAAGAAACAUGUCAUAGGUCUUGUGGAGCUUUACGGCGCCAUUCUGGCUCUUCGGCAUUGGCGCAAACACUUGGACGGCAGCCGAGUGAUAUUGUUUGUCGACAAUUGGCCAGCACUUGAUACUCUUGUCAAAGGAGAUGCAUCCGUCGCGAUUUGGCGGGAAAUUCUUAUGAUCCUUGAAAACCCGCAGGAAGCUUCACCGUGCUAUUUAUGGAUAGCACGUGUGCCAUCCGCGUCCAACAUUGCAGACGCCCCGAGCCGUGGAUCGCUUUCCGAGCUUAGCCACUGGUCUGUACGCGUGGAGGUGCCCAGGUGUCCGCUGUCGAAAGAAGCCUGCGCCUUCCUGCAAGCCAUUCGCUCCUCCGGAGCCUCAGCCCUCCUCUUCCUGCCUGCAGAUCAUUUCCUCUUCCAGGACAUCAUGCAAGCCUGGCUCAAAUGGGCAUCCCAGCGUGACCUGCCCAAACGAGUCUUUGCGCAUCUCUCGCAAAGCAAGCCGGAUCAUCCCAUCCCUGAAGAUGACCAGCUCGAGCUCAUUCGAAUAGCCUGUGAGGUCAUGGAGUGGGACUACGACUCCAUGACGCAAGCGGCCGAAGGACAGCCAUUUCGCCUUAACCUCUUGCAAGCCUUUGCAGACCUCCUCGACGACCCAGACAAAGAUCUCCCAGCCAUGCUACGCCUCGGAGUGCACACAGGACUAGAGGUCUGCGAGGGGAACUGGAAGCCGGCGGAGGCAGACCCGGACACAGUCCGAAGCCUUUUAGCAGAAGAAGCCCGGAUCAUCGAGGUCGGCAGUCGACCCGUUCACUGCAAAGCCGACCUUCCGCCACAGCCCAAGUCUUUGGGGCCCACUUGGGUUCGCAUCUCUGAUCCCACCUGCCCUGAAAUCAAGCUGACCAACACUGCCCAGGAUAGCCUACGGUGGCUCCUGCCACGGAUUGAGGCCAUUCCGACUACUAGCCUCUCACUUCCGCCCCUGGUCGCAUGCCUAGCCAGAGCUGACGCCAUGGCCGAAGGGGACAGAGUCGGCAUCGGGGGCUGGAUAACCACCAAGCACAGCAUGGCCUGGUUUGCCGAAGCCUGGACCAUGGACGAGAAAUACAUCGCCUGCUUUGAGACGUUGGCCGAGAACGCCACGCCUUCUCGCAUUGACCUACAGGUGUCUCACGUUGCGGGAGCACAUAACCAAUGGGCAGACGACCUCAGCCGAGGUCGGCUACAAGCCUUCAGCCAUAGACCGCAAGAGCGCGUGAGAAUCAGCCUUCACCGCCUUGCCUCGGCGGCCUCUCAGGCCACCUGGUCUGCAUCCCCGGAUACGGCAAGCCCAUUGUUGCCCCGACCGGACUGA